Messenger RNA from Mauremys mutica (yellowpond turtle), 1665 nucleotides. RefSeq names its product cilia- and flagella-associated protein 251-like. The coding region runs from base 316 to 1665 and encodes 449 amino acids. NCBI's taxonomy places the organism in Eukaryota, Metazoa, Chordata, Testudines, Geoemydidae. The record is from RefSeq and is a predicted model, not a curated record. The transcript has 2 exons.
ACACUCCGGGACAACUGGUGGCAGAGCUGGGAUCUGCACCCCGUGGACGGAGCAUCCUGCAGUGAGCGACAGGGGAGCAGGAAAACGAAGGGGGGUUGACGAGGACCAGGCCUGCUGAAGGCUCAGAGCGGAGCCAGGCUGAACGCCUGGGGGUGGGGGCCCAGCGAGAAGGGUCCCCCCGGCGAGCGGUUCCAGGGGCGGAGGAGUCGGCCCUGGGGGAGAGGUGGUGACCUGGAGAAGGGUGGGACAGUCGGGUUCUUCCUGGGAACCGUGGGGAGCUGAGAGCGCCCAGGCCUGCGAGUGUCCAGCGGGGAGAUGUAUCAGCAGCGCCUUACGGGGGAGCUGGGGGAGCUGUGCCGGCAGAGGCGGCUGCGCAUUGGGAAGCUCACCAAAGCCCAGCUGAUCGCCCAGCUGCAGGAGGACGAUGUCCCUGUCUCCGAGGGAAGCCGCCCGGCAGAUGCAGGCUGGGCACCGGCGUCUGUCCCGGCUGGGAGGGGUCAGACUGAUCCCAAGGGCACCCCAGGGCCCCUCCGACCUGUGCCUAGGGGCGGGGCUGGAAGGAGCCAGGCGAACCCUGGGGGCACCGUGACCCCCGCGUCCAGCAGGGGAUCCUCACGACCAAGCUCCCCAUCGCUGGAGCUGAGGCGGCUGGAAUGGGAGAGGGAGUUAAAACUGAAGGAGCCGGCGGAUGAGGAGAAGGAGCCAGUGGCUGAGGGGAAGGAGCCGGAGGCUGAGGAGAAGGAGCCAGAGGCUGAGAAGGAGCCGGCGGAUGUGGAGAAGGAGCCAGAGGCUGAGAAGGAGCCGGAGGCUGAGGAGAAGGAGCCAGAGGCUGAGAAGGAGCCGGCGGAUGUGGAGAAGGAGCCGGCGGAUGAGGGGAAGGAGCCAGAGGCUGAGAAGGAGCCGGCGGAUGUGGAGAAGGAGCCAGAGGCUGAGAAGGAGCCAGAGGCUGAGGAGAAGGAGCCAGAGGCUGAGAAGGAGCCGGCGGAUGAGGGGAAGGAGCCAGAGGCUGAGAAGAAGGAGCCGGCGGAUGAAGAGAAGGAGCUGGAGGAUGAGGAGAAGGAGCCGGAGGCUGAGGGGAAGGAGCCGGCGGAUGAGGAGAAGGAGCUGGAGGAUGAGGGGAAGGAGCGGGAGGAUGAGGAGAAGGAGCUGGCGGAUGAGGAGAAGGGGAAGGGGCCGGCGGAUGAGGGGAAGGAGCUGGAGAAUGGGGAGAAGGAACCGGUGGAUGAGGGGAAGGAGCCGGCGGAUGAGGAGAAGGAGCCGGCGGAUGAGGAGAAGGAGCGGGAGGAUGAGGGGAAGGAGCCAGUGGAUAAGGAGCAGGAGGAUGAGGGGAAGGAGCCAGAGGAUGGGGAGAAGGAGCCUGAGGAGAAGGAGCCAGAGGCUGAGGAGCAGCAUGAGCUGGAGCUGGCCAGGCCGAGGAGCAGAGAGCCCCCGGCUGCUGUGAGCGAGGGGGGACCCAGGACUGCCUGGAGCUUUGAUCGGCGCAUCCUGUCCCGGUCCGUGGGGAUGCACAGCCGAAUGGAAGGGGCGGAGGCAGAGGACUAUGAACUGUUCAAACAGGCCCUGCUCCGCGGGUUGGGGCUGACGCCCGAGGCGAACCGGGAAAAGAUCCGGGGUCUGCGUAAAACCCCCGAGGUCCCGUAUCUGGAACUGGCCCUCCGCAUGUAG